AUGGAAACUUUGGAAGCGGGAGAUAGGAAUAGAAGAAGAAAAUCAGGCUCUAAUGGAAGCACUAAUUCAAAUGAUACAUUAAAUAGGCAAAACCAAAAUUUACAAAUGGCUAGAAUCGAGAAUUCAGCCUCAGUUUUAACUAUUUUAUUAACACGUACUCAACGUGUUCUUAUUGAAAACAGCUGGAAAAGGGCUAAAAAAGGAGCUGCUGAUGGUGGUGUGGGUUCACGAGUUUUUCACACUGUUUUGACAGCACAGCCAGAUAUUAAAUUACUUUUUGGGUUGGAAAAAAUUCGAAUACCGCUUGAAUGGCAUUGGGACAUGAGGCUUCCUAGUGGUUCAGAUCCGUUUCACUCCUUACAUUCCUAUCAAAAAUUUUUCCGGAUAUACCCAUGUAUGUUUACCUACAACCACUUUAGAGGCUUCUCUUUAAUUUUCUAUCAAGUACCAUUAAUCACAUCUUUCAAAGGUCGCCUUAAAUAUGAAGGACAAUUCCGAAGACAUGCAAGUGUUCUCACUCGUGCAUUAGAAUAUAUCGUCAAAAACGUGCAAUAUACAGACAAAUUAGGCAUUCAUUUCCAGGCAUUAGGCAAAAAACAUUGCCAGAUGAACGGAGGAAGAGCUUUUCCUACACAUUAUUGGGAUACAUUUCUCGAGUGUAUUAUACAAAGUCUUCUGGAAUGUGAUGGCACUAGUGGGGGAAGGAAGCAUCGAUGUAGAGAGACUGCUAUGGCUUGGAGAAAUUUGAUUUCCUUCAUAGUUCAACAAAUGAGAAGAGGAUUUGAAGAUGAACGUUUACUGCGCAAACGCUUCUCUGCUUCCUUAAUGGGAAUUCGUGGUAUUAAGGGUAAUUGUAUUAAAUCUAGUGGGAAUUCAAGCGAACGAAGCCUAAAAUCGUCAGGCAAGAUUGAAAAUUUUUUUCAGAUAAUUUUUUCCGCUUUUCUAGGACGUCCUUUAGUUUCUAAAAUAAAUCAUAAUGUUUUACAUCAAUCUUUUGGUUCUCUUGAUGAUUAUCCCUUUCCUUUCUCUUCAAACAAUUUUAACGAUAAUCCAGGUGAAAUUACUUUUGGACCUAUCUUUUAUAAAAAUUCUCAAUUUUCUUCUCUAAGAUUUAUCUUCUUCAAAUAA
Meloidogyne enterolobii is the source of this 1128-nucleotide messenger RNA. Lineage: Eukaryota; Metazoa; Nematoda; Chromadorea; Rhabditida; Meloidogynidae. The record is from the annotation of a GenBank genome assembly.